AAGCAACUUGGGCAAGCAAGCAUGAUUUGUGGGCGAUUGUGCACACGCACACAUUUCUCUUUCUUAUCUUCAUCAAAACUCAAGUCUCCUCCCAUUUCACGAGGCUUCAACUUCAGUCUCCGCCGCAGCUCAUCCUCACCGUCCAUUUCUCCGAUCAAAAUGUCAACCAAUUCACAAAUCAUCGAACACAUAGUCCUCUUCAAAGUCAAACCCGACACCGAUCCAUCCAAAAUCGCAUCCAUGAUCGACGGUCUCAAUUCUCUCACCUCACUCGAUCAAGUCGUCCAUUUAUCCGCUGGUGCACUGCACCGCACCAGAUCCUCGUCUCUCUCUUUCACUCACAUGCUUCACAGCCGUUACAAUUCCAAACAAGACCUUCAAGCUUAUUCUGCGCACCCUGCGCAUGUUAGCGUGGUUACCGAGUGUGUUAAGCCCAUCGCCGAGGACAUCAUGGCCGUUGAUUGGAUUGGUAGUGAUUUGACUGGACCGGUGGCCUUGCCGGCCGGCUCGGCGAUACGAUUGACUUUUUUGAAACUCAAACCAGAAUUGGGUGAAAAAGAAAGUGAUCAAGUGUUGGGAGUGAUUGGAGGAAUAAAGGAUAAGUUUCCGGUGAUUGAUCAGAUUACGUUUGGUAAAAACUUUUCGCCUGAUCGAGCCAAAGGCUAUUCGAUUGCUUCGCUAGCUGUGUUUCCUGGUUUGAGUGAAUUGGAUGGAUUGGAUUCCGCGGGAGCCGAGUUGGAGAAGGAGAAAGCUAGGGAUAUGUUGGAGAGUGUGUUGGUGCUUGAUUAUGUUAUUCAGCCGCAGCUGCAGUCGGCUAGUCUUUGAUGAUUAAGGUGUUUCUGAAUCUUAUGAACUGUCUGUUUUUGUCGUUAUGAAUAAUGAUACAAUGCUAAUUGGAAUUUGCUACUUCAAUUGGGAAA
Messenger RNA from Daucus carota subsp. sativus, 920 nucleotides. Its product is annotated as stress-response A/B barrel domain-containing protein UP3. The record is from RefSeq and is a predicted model, not a curated record. The transcript has a single exon. Lineage: Eukaryota; Viridiplantae; Streptophyta; Magnoliopsida; Apiales; Apiaceae. Bases 22 to 825 code for a protein of 267 amino acids.